CUGCAAGUUUAUUGGUUGCCUGUGCAAGCGGGAGGGCUCGUAUAAUCCACGUGACUCUGGGACUGGAGACAGUAAGCUGCUUCCACUCGGCUGAGGAUGUGGAUGUGGGGAGCGGCGCUGAGGAGGAGCGGGCUGCGCUCAUUGGUCGAGCGAGUGACUGUGCUGAAAGGAGGGUCUUGUCCUGUACCCGCUCACACCCCUGUACCCACACGGACACUGGUGAUUCAGAGAUGGAUGUGCAGCAAAGCCCAAGAGACCAAGGCCAAAGAGCCGGGGGUCACCUUCAAGGUACCGGGACACAGACCCACAGACUUUGAAAAGAAGAUUCUGGUUUGGGGCGGGCGCUUUAAAAAACAAGAGGACAUACCUGAGCUUGUCACGUACGACAUGGUGGAGAUGGCAAAGAGCAGAGUGCGGGUCAAGGUCUCCUACAUCAUGAUCAUAAUGACUAUACUGGGCUGUAUCACUAUGGUGGUCUCUGGGAAGCAGGCGGCCGCCAGGCACGAGUCCUUGGCCAGCCGGAACCUGGAGAAGAAGGCGAGGCUGAAGGAUGAGCUGCAGAAAGAGAUCAGCAAAUCAGAGUGAAAUGAGGGUCCGGAACCCACACACAAUGCCCCCCACCUGUACCCCAUCUGUUUGUAGAGUUUUUAGCUAGUGGAUGCCACUGACAUCACAGUUUAUAUACUAUAUAUAUAUAUAUCUCCACCUGAUCAUGUGACUGCCCCCCCCAGUCACUGGUCCCUAAUUGUGUUAUUGCAGCAACAUGUGGGUCGAGACAUUUCUAGGGACAUGAAUAGUUUUUUGGGUUCUCUAAAUAAGUUACUGAUCCAUGUGAGUCUAAUUGUUCUGCUGGUGAAUUAGAAACAUUCUCCGAAUUAAUCUGUAAGAAGUCAGUACAGGAAGUCAGUGUUGUGCAAAAUCCAUAAACUCCAUUGUUCCCUCACUUGCUGUCAGUCCAAUGGAAGCUGCGCCCACUAGUUCUACAUAAAGGUUCUGGGCUCACAAGUCUUUCCCAAUCACGGCUACACACUCACACUCAGGGCCGCCAUCAGGGGGGACCAGUGGCCGGGUAUGAUGAGGGGCCCGGCAGUGCGGCACUUUUGAAAGAGCUGGGCCCCCCUUGCGAGCGUUGAAGAUGUGCAGCCACCUGAACCUGAAGUGUUGAACAGCCGAAGUCCCAAAAACAGCCGACAUUGAAGUCCUGAAGCCCCGAGUUCUACUGACACCAAUUUGUGUUUACUUUAUUUAAUCCCAUGGCCACCAAUGGAUUAUUUUAAUAUUCUAUAGGCCCCUUCCACCAGUCUUUUUUAAAAAAUGUAUUUUGGGGCCCGAAUUUUU
This is a messenger RNA of Xenopus laevis (African clawed frog), 1338 nucleotides long. Its product is annotated as protein FAM162A. The record is from RefSeq and is a predicted model, not a curated record. NCBI's taxonomy places the organism in Eukaryota, Metazoa, Chordata, Amphibia, Anura, Pipidae. The coding region runs from base 97 to 585 and encodes 162 amino acids. The transcript has 5 exons.